This is a messenger RNA of Dendronephthya gigantea, 1321 nucleotides long. RefSeq lists its product as uncharacterized. The record is from RefSeq and is a predicted model, not a curated record. The coding region runs from base 115 to 1296 and encodes 393 amino acids. Lineage: Eukaryota; Metazoa; Cnidaria; Anthozoa; Malacalcyonacea; Nephtheidae. The transcript has 6 exons.
AAAUUUAUUCUCCCUGUGAUCCUCAAAUAUUGGGAAAAACACCAAGCUGCACUUGUGGAAGAAGUCAAGACCAUCAAAGAUACAGUUUGGUGUGGGGAUGGAAGAUUUGAUUCGAUGGGCCACAGUGCCAAGUAUGGUGCAUACACUAUGUUUUGUACCACUACACUUAAGGUUGUGCACUUUGAAAUUCUUCAGGCAAAUGAAACAGGAGGCAGCUCACCCAUGGAGCUGGAGGGUGCGAAGAGAGCUUUCGACUAUCUGACAAGAGUUGGAAUCAACAUCCGAGUCUUCAUUACUGACCGCCAUCGAGGCAUUGCAAAAUGGGUCCGUGAACACAAGCCAAACACCUCACAUUUCUAUGAUAUUUGGCAUGUUGCCCGAUCUAUUCAAAAGGUCCUGCUCAAGCUAAGCAAAGAAAAAGGAUGCGAGAAGAUUGCAAAGUGGAUGAAAGCAAUCCGCAACCAUCUGUAUUGGUGUGUGACUUCAACAAAGCAAGGGUUUGAAGAGCUAAUACUAGCCAAGUGGAAUUCAUUCAUGAAUCAUGUAGCAAACAGACAUGAGGGCCACCCUGACCCAUUGUUUAAAAAAUGCUUACAUGGUGAAAUUGACCGUCGCAAGUGGAUUUAUAACGGAACAAAGGCAUAUCAAAAACUUAAUACUGCCUUAACAAAAACUAAACUCCUGAAUGACAUCAAAAAGCUAUCACCUGAUGCUCAAACAAGUAGUCUGGAAGGGUUCCAUGCAACAUUGAAUCACUGGCACCCAAAAAUGAUCUGUUUUAGUUGGCUGGGAACAUAUUGCAGGCAUAUAGUUGCGGCACUCCACUUUAAUGAAAAUGUCCAGAGAAAAUCACAUGUUUGCAAGGAUGGAAAAGAAUCUGUAAGGGUGAUUUUUCCCAAGUACAAGAUGGGAGAAGAAAUUGUUCGAAAAGUUACUGUUCCACCUACCUAUAACUAUGUUGAAGAAAUCAGGAGACUUCUUUUUUCUAUGUCUAAGGCACAGAUUAAAGAACUUGAAUCAGUAAAAGAAAGAUAUGCUGCCAAAACUCCAUCCCCAUUGACUUCACAGUUCACAAAAAGAAAAAGCAAACCAGAAGCAAUAAAGGCUCAUGAACAAAAAAAGAGUAGAACAGCUGCUGAAUUAUUUCCUGCUGUAGCAGAACAACAGGCUUUACAAAAAGAAAUUGCAGCUGCAAAAGCCAAAAGCAAAACUAAGAAGAGGAAAUCUCCCACUUGCAAGACAUGUGGCAAACGUAAAAAAGGACACCCAAGAGGCACUUGUCCAGCAUCUACCUAAGUUUAUCAACUAAACUUAGGGCAUG